This is a messenger RNA of Toxorhynchites rutilus septentrionalis, 4316 nucleotides long. RefSeq names its product integrator complex subunit 6 (gene IntS6). The transcript has 3 exons. Gene Ontology annotation, biological process: snRNA 3'-end processing. NCBI's taxonomy places the organism in Eukaryota, Metazoa, Arthropoda, Insecta, Diptera, Culicidae. Gene Ontology annotation, cellular component: integrator complex. The coding region runs from base 538 to 3930 and encodes 1130 amino acids. The record is from RefSeq and is a predicted model, not a curated record.
AAGUGUAUGUUUACUCCAGUGCGAGGUCGUCAGGUGUUUGAAUUUGGACGGAAAGCGAUCGCAGAUGCAGACUGUUUCGAUACCUUGCUGCAUUGGCUUGCUUUGUAGGGGCAGAGAAGAGCAAAUUUUUAUGCCACGAACCAUGAAGUGUUAAGCAAUGAUGAUAACGAAGAAUGCUAAAGACAGUGUAAAUCUACAUCGCGUUAGUGGGGGCAGCACGCGUUAGCUGACGCGUUUGUUGACCAUAACAUGAUUGCAGCCACAUCGCUCUUCCCUUUAAAUGGCGCUAAAGUUUGCUGAUUUACACUACAGGUAACCUUGAUUGAGCAGAGCGAGCGCAUCUCAGUUGACCGGAACACAACGACGUCGCCGACGACCGCGAAUCCCGUACGACGUUUUGCUCCCCCCUUAUGCUAGAGGCUGGUGGUGGCGCUGCUGCUGGCGACGGUGACGGAGCAGUGGUUGGGGAAUGAUUUUGCUCUCAUUAUCUGUGCCUUUAACAGUACCGCUCGCUGCAUCUGAACGAGGCAUCGUGAAAUGACGAUUAUCCUGUUUCUGGUGGACACCUCGGCGUCGAUGUGCCAGAAGGCUCACGUGAAUGGUGUCCAGAAGAGCUACCUGGACAUUGCGAAGGGAGCGGUCGAGACGUUUCUCAAAUACCGCCAGCGGUCGCAGGACUGUAUGGGCGAUCGAUACAUGCUGCUCACGUUCGAGGACCCACCGAACAAUGUGAAGGCUGGCUGGAAGGAAAAUCACGCCACGUUUAUGAAUGAGCUGAAAAAUUUGCAAAGCAACGGGCUCACCUCGAUGGGCGAGGCCCUGAAGAAUGCGUUCGAUCUGUUGAAUUUGAACCGGAUGCAGAGUGGCAUCGAUACGUACGGACAGGGUCGGUGUCCGUUCUAUCUGGAACCGUCGGUGAUUAUCGUGUUGACCGAUGGUGGCAAGUAUUCGUUUCGGAAUGGGGUACAUCAGGAGAUUAUCCUCCCGCUGCAUACACAAGUUCCGGGGACGAAGCUGACGAAGGAACCCUUCCGGUGGGAUCAACGAUUGUUUUCGUUAGUGCUCCGAAUGAGUGGGAACCGAGCGGAUGAACGGGUUGAUGGGAAAGUGCCGCAUGAUGAGUCGAUGAUCGAGAAGAUGUGUGAGGUAACUGGAGGUCGAUCGUACAAAAUCCGGUCACAAUAUGUACUGAAUCAGUGUAUUGAGAGUUUAGUGCAAAAAGUACAACCGGGCGUGGUGAUACAUUUCGACCAGCUGUUGACGACAAAUAACGGGGAGAAUGGGGGAGCCGAUCUGCAGUUCCAGUCUAUCAAGCGGAUGAUAUACGUGCAGAAACAUCCUCAGCAGAAAACCUUUCCCGUGGGUUUUUGGCCCAUACCGGAGCCCUACUGGCCGGAUCCCAAGUCCAGUAGCCUACCGCCGAGGGAUGCCCAUCCGAAGAUCAAAAUAAUCACCCCUUGCUGCGACGAGCCGGUGAUGUUGCGAAACUUUCCCAUCGAUAAGUACGAACUGGAACCGAGUCCGCUGACGCUGCAAAUCCUCUCCAAGAAGGAAACCAACAAGGUGUGGCCGCUGAUCGUUUCCAGCGGGAUGCAUGUGAUCGAGAUGCCUUUCGGCUUCCUGAAGCCGAGCAGUACGAUGACCGUGGUGAAUUUGUACGUGCUUCCGUACAACUACCAGACGUUUCUGCCUCUGAUUAACGAUUUAUUUCAUAAAUACAAUCUUAAUCCGCCGAACGAUUGGAUGUACAAGUUUAGCAACUAUGUUAAAUCAAUUCCACAAUACUACUGCCCGUUUUUGAGGCGAGCGUUGGCGACGACACCAAACGUACCCUACCAAUUGGUGCAGUAUAUUCUUCCGGAGAACUUGGACAGCUAUCUAAGUCCGGCGGUAGCGAAUUACCUGAAACAGAUGAAGAGCACGGCGAAACAGGACCAGGAAAAUCUGUGCCUGCGGGUGUUCAAACAGCUUAAGCAACCCAAACCCGCUUACCAUCAGCUGGAGACGGUGAAGCUUAACCCAGGGCAACCGCUCAAGCGUGACUUGGUGUCCCAUCCGAUGCUCAAGGAUGCGUUCAAUAAACUGCACGCAGAUAUAGCCAGUUUCGACAAUUACACGAUCGUGGUGCCAACUGUGAUGCGGCCCGCUUCGACGAAGAACUAUCGUAAUCCGUUCGACAUCCCUCGGCGGGAUUUGAUCGAUGAGAUUGCUCGGAUGCGAGAGAACUUCUUCCGGUUGCCAACGAGCGGAAUAACGAUGUACACGAAGGACAGCGGGCAUUGUUUGCCGAUUGCCGACAUGGGUAACUACCAGGAGUAUCUGAAGAACAAGGAAACGCCCCUCAGAGAGUUGGAACCGACGAACGUGAGGCAGCACAUGUUUGGCAACCCGUACAAGAAGGACAAAAACAUGGUUAUGGUGGAUGAAGCGGAUCUGAACGAAGCGGCACCAAUGAAGGGGGGAGGAAGUCGGGGUGAUAUCAGCGCGGGGGCACUGAAAAGUCGAGUCGAUCCAAACGCAAGACUGAGUCGGAAGCGCAAGGCGGGACCAAUUAGGAAAGAUUACAUCUUUAAGCGGAAGUGUACAGGGUUGAGUGUGAGCUCAUCGUCGUCUAGUGUCACGUCGGAAACGAGUUCUUUAUCGGACUUCUCGUCCUCGGAUGAUGAUAGCGUAUCUGUGAUAGGCAGUUUAGGGUCGGAAGCGGAACUUGACGAUGAUCACGAUGAUCGGUUGGUGGUGGACUUCGAGUUUCCCAACGAUAAAGACGAGGAAAGUCCAAUCAAUGCUCACGUUCGGGAGUUCAUUGAAGGUCCAGACGAGGGUGGAAGUAUAGGUGCGGGACCACCUAACGAUCCUGGGUCUCCAGCAAGCCAGGAAUACAUGCAACCUGCCCCUAUCAGUAUCAUUUACCAUCACCAUCACCAGCAGCAGCAUAUUCACCUCCCCCACCAUCAUCAUCUCAGUUCGGCGGGAGUGCCUCAAACUAUUCCAAUCCCCAGCCCGCACGUAAGCUCCAGCACGAGCAGCAGCAGCAGCAGUACCAUAACCAGUAGCUCUGUCAGUUCGGCACCGAUCAGCGCGUCGAACGAUAUGAACGAUGUGCUGGAAAUCUCCAAUAUUCUCAAGACAUGUCACAACGGUGGCAACAGCUACGCGACACCGGAAGAACCUCCUCCCGAACCGGAAGUAAUAAAACCGGUGAAGGUGGCGAAAUCAAUCAAAGCCGAGAUUCCACCUCCGAAGCUAGAGAACGUGGGCGAACGUGUUUUGGUGAAUGGUGAACAUGUUCCUGUUGUUACCCCCAAGCCAGCCGCCCCCACGCGUAAGGUUCCCCGCCCUCUUACGGCCGAAGAAAAAGAACAAAUCCGACAGGAGAAUUUCGAAACUCGCUCGAUAGUAUUCAAAGAUAUCCGACGACCGGGGAGAAAUUACUCCCUACUGCUGGAGCAUCUGCAGCUUAUAAAAGGCGACCUUCAGAUUAAAACUGCCUUCAUCGAGAUGUGUGUCAAGGAAGCGCUUCGGUUUCGGCGGAAAAAGAUGGCGGACAGUAUCCAGGAGUGGUGGGACAAUCGGUUAGAAGCGAUGAAACGAGAGGAGGAGAAACAACAGCACAAGCAACAGCAGGCGAAACUGAACUACGUCAAUAACGCAAGCGCGAGUCAUCCCGCGUCAUCGUCGCACCCAAAUCAUCUAUCGACUCGACAUUCGCGACUACACCACCAUCCACAACAAGCCAGUAGCAGUAGUAGUAGUAGCAAUAGUUCUACCAACAAUAGCGGAGGAAGCAGUCAAAGCGGUGGUAGCAGUAGCGGAAGUAGUAAUAGUAAUAACAGUAGUAAAAGCAGUAGUUCCCAUUUCACCCACCAGUCGCACCCUCCCAACAAACAUCAGCCCCAUCCCAAACAUCCAAAUCACCAGAGUAGGAUAUGAGGAUGGACUCCAUCAUCUCGUUAACAAAAAUUGUAAAUUUUGGAAUGUUAGUUUUUUAUACUUUUUUUCUUGUCACUCCCAUCCUUAUCCCACAUCCCAUUAUUGUUCAAAGUGUAGUUAAGCAAAAACAGGACUGAGAAAACAAAACUUGAUAGUUUAAUGUAGUUUCAGUGAAUCGAGGAAAGCGAGAGAGAGGAAGAGCUAAGUGAGUUAGCGAGUGUGCAGCAGUGGUAGGGUUUUGUUUUUGUUUUAGCUUAGAGGAAAUCAAACUCGACAGUGGCAGAAGUUGAAAAAAAUCAAAUUCAGAAAACAACAAAAACAACUAGUGAGAGUGGUGGGAUUAAGACAGGAAACGUGUAUAUAGAUAAAUGUUAAAUAAAUUGAUA